UUACAUUUUAACAUAGGACCCCUUAUUUGAUAGCAGCUUCACAAGUCUUGCAUUCAUUGAACUUGUGAGUUUUUGGACAGUUUCUGCUUGAAUUUAUUUGCAAGAUGUCAGAAUAGCCUCCCAGAGCUGCUGUUUGAAUGUAAACUGCCUCCCACUCUCAUAGAUCUUUUGCUUGAGUAUGCUCCAAAGGUUCUCAAUAGGAUUGAGGUCAGGGGAGGAUGGAGGCCACACCAUGACUUUCUCUCCUUUUAUCCCCAUAGCAGCCAUUGAUGCAGAGGUAUUAUUUGCAGCAUGAGAUGGUGCAUUGUCAUGCAUGAAGAUGAUUUUAUUACGGAAAGCAUAGUUCUUCCUUCUGUACCAGGGAAGAAAGUGGUCAGUCAUAAACUCCACAUACUUUGCAGAGGUCAUCUUUACACCUUUGGGGCCCCUAAAGGGGCUUACCAGCUCUGUUCCCAUGAUUCCGGCCCACAACAUGACUCCACCACCGCCUUGCUGACGUCGCAGCCUUGUUGGAACAGGGUGGCCGUCCACCAACCAUCCACUACUCCAUCCAUCUGGACCAUCCAGGGUUGCACGGCACUCAUCAGUGAACAGGACUGUUUGAAAAUUAGUCUUCAUGUAUUUUUCUGCCCAAUGCAGCCGUUUCUGCUUUUGAGCAUUGGUUAUUGGUGGCCGAAUAGAAGGUUUAUGCACAGUUGCAAGACUCUGGAGGACUCUACAUCUUGAUGUCCGUGGGACUCCAGAGGCACCAGCAGCUUCAAAUAUCUGUUUGCUGCUAUGUAAUGGUAUUUUAGCAGCUGCUCUCUUGAUCCGAUGCAUGGAUCUGACAGAAAUCUUCCUCAAUGUGCCUUUAUCUGCACGAACCCAUCUGUGCUCUGAAUCAGCCGAAAAUCUCUUAAUAGUGCGAUGAUCACGCUUAAGUUUUCGUGAAAUAUCUAAUGUUUUCAUGCCUCGUCCAAGGCAUUGAACUAUUUCACUCUUUUCGGCAGCAGAGAGAUCCUUUUUCUUCCCCAU
Molecule: messenger RNA, 1014 nt
Organism: Staurois parvus
Lineage: Eukaryota; Metazoa; Chordata; Amphibia; Anura; Ranidae
Source: the annotation of a GenBank genome assembly